Molecule: messenger RNA, 1093 nt
Organism: Saccostrea echinata
Lineage: Eukaryota; Metazoa; Mollusca; Bivalvia; Ostreida; Ostreidae
Product: MFS-type transporter SLC18B1-like
Exons: 6
Coding region: 28-501 (157 amino acids)
Biological process (GO): transmembrane transport
Molecular function (GO): transmembrane transporter activity
Source: RefSeq, a predicted model, not a curated record
CAUUGUGUUUCUCAAAUAAGAUGAAAAAUGACAGAGACAGAUGAAACAUCAUAUAUUCUUAGUUCUGUCACAUACGAUAGAAAAUAUAGCUGUAUAGGUGGAGAGGAGAAGAAAUGCCAACAGUCACAAAAUGCUCAACAAAGUGGGCCCAGUGGCGACGAGACAAAUCCUACAAUGUCUUAUCGAGAGGCACCAAGACAUAGAAAAUUAUUACUGGUCUCUCUGGCACUCGUAGAUUUCUUUGGAUAUGCCUCAUUUUCGAUGUUGGCACCAUUUUUUCCGGCUGAGGCCGAAAAGAAAGGGGCGUCACAGAUUGUUGUGGGAGUAAUAUUUGGGAUUUUUGAAUUAACCAUUUUCUUAGUGUCACCAAUAAUAGGAAGUUUUAUUACCAAAAUUGGAGCUAAACGUACGUAUCUGUCAGGAUGCAUGUUAGCCGGUGCUUGUUCGAUCGCUUUUGGACUCUUAGACAAAUGCCAAGGGGGACUUUGUUCAUUGUACUAGCGUUCAUUUUUCGAGUAUUAGAGGGUAUUGGAUGUUCUAUGUUCAUUACAGCAGGAUUCGCUAUCAUAGCUAACGUGUUUCCAGACAAAGCUAUUACAGUUUUUUGUGCUCAGCCGAUCAAAUAGCAAGUUACCAGAGAAUUUCAAUUGUACACGUAUAAAAAAGCAGUUCAAAAUUAGACGGUAAUAGUGAUGCUGGAUUUGGUUUAAUAAGUUCAGUUGCGCACAUACCCUGAUAUACGGAUAGCAUAAGUGCACGCACAACUAUGGCGUGUAAAACGUUGCUUUAUUCGAUAAUCUUGUGAUGUAUAUUCAAAAUCUUGUGAUGUAUGUUCAAAAUCUUGUGAUGUAUAUUCAAAAUCUUGUGAUGUAUGUUCAAAAUCUUGUGAUGUAUAUUCAAAAUCUUGAGAUGUAUGUUCAAAAUCAUGUGAUGUAUAUUCAAAAUCUUGUGAUGUAUAUUCAAAAUCUUGAGAUGUAUGUGCUAUAUCUUGUUAUGUAUAUUCAAAAUCUUGUGAUGUAUGUUCUAUAAUCUUGUGAUGUAUAUGCAAUAUCUUGUUAUGUAUAUUCAAAAUCUUGUGAUGUAUGUUCUAUAA